AUUACGAUGUAUUAUUUUUUCGAAUAUUCGAAGAGAGAAUUUUCGGUCAUUUGGAGACGUAUUUCUUCGCGAUUUUUGGUUCACCUUAUCAGUAAAGAUGAUAUACGGAUGUAAAUGUGUCUGAACGAUUGAUAUAGUACGACGAUGUUUCUUCUGGAGAUCGGGAACUUCCCCCUUUUUGUUGAGAAUUAAUCAAGUGGAAAGGGUUCCAGGUCUUUUUGAAUUGAGAAUCUUGGUAGCUUUGUCAGGUAAUCCUCAAAAUGACCACUUUAUAUGGUAAUUUGGUGAGAUAAGUCGGAACUAAUCAGAAGCCUCGGAGAGAAUGUUGUACAGUUGUAGGUGGAAUAAAAGUUUAAUUAAAAGAAGCUUUUAAUACGGGGGUUAAAUUUUUAUUCUCGAAUUGAUCAACAAGGGGGUCGUGAUGGGGACAGCGAUGAGUGGAUGAUAAUAUCAUUCCUACUUGUCAAUUUCAAUCAUCUGUACCAUUUUGGCUAUCUCAUUGUUAUAUGCACAAUUCACCUGAAUUGAAACUAAUUAUUGUGAUGCCCGACGAAUGCUUUAUAGGGGAGGAGAGAAAUGAAAAAAUAAAUUUUUCCAAUUAAAUAUUCUGCGGACGAGAAUUUAAAGCAGAUUUUCCACUGGAAAUUUCAGGCAUUUGUUUGUCCAAAACCGAGAUCAUUGGCAAAAUUAUAUUUUUUUCUUGAUGUAUUUAAUGUCAAUUAUCAAAAUCCUUCUCGUCACUAGCAUCCGGAUUCUUCUCAUCCCCAACUUGAACUUGACUUAACCCAAAAAAACUAUAACAAAGGACGAUAAAUGUAACACUCAAGACAGUGAUUCACCGAUUGACAUGACAGGCACAGGUCCCGAGACAGGUACACGCCCACUUGAGUAUCACCGGCUGUGUCUACCCUGUAAGAUAAUCCUCACCGUCAAUAUGAUACUUCAAUUGUACUUUCACGGGAUGUUGAGGCCGCACCCUUCUCCACUUAAGGCCCAGGCACUUGAAAAAUAUAAACGGGGAGUGUACUUGAUCCUUUUCGGGGUCUUCAACGUUUCCUUACGAGUUUCUCUUAGUCUUGUUCGCUGGUGCUUCGCUGUCACCUCGUCUCCGGGGUUGGAGUGUGAGUGGAAAAGUGAGGAAAUAAAAAGAACACUGGUUCAGUAAAAAGUGGGAAAAAAAGUUAAAAGGAUUGUACACUUGGGGGAGAAGGAGAAUAGAAUGGAGAUUCCGGGGGGGUGGAAUUGGUUGAGUCUACGAGGUCGAGGGGAAUUCGUGAUCAGUGAUGUAGAAACUGAUUAAUUGCCAAUGAGAGGAUAGUACAGGACUGAUUCAACGAUGAUAUCCAACUUUUUUGGAAAUUUUUUUGUACCAAGAGUUCUUGUGAAACUCAACAAUGUUCGGUAGGAGUGAAUGGAGUUCUUGAAAAUCAAUUCAGGCACUUACAGUAAUUGUUCUCUAGGAACUGCAGAUGAUUAGUUGAGGAAUUGAUGGAAUGGCUCCGCUUCCUGUUUUUAGGGUAAUAAGCCUGCUAAUUUUAGAUCAUCGUGAUAAGUGAGUAAAAUCGUUCAGAAAUUUUAAACCUCGAACCACAACACCCCAGAUCACGUAAAACUUUCCAAAUAAUCGUAACUUGACUGAAGUGAAGUGUUAAAAAACAGCUAUAACAACAAUUUAAACCAACAUUUCCCAGCUCAAAUCCUGUGAAAAUGAGUGACUAAACGAAAAGUAAACGAAACACAAAUGAAGAUAUUUUUUGUAUUAUUGUGAUUGUACAUCGCUUUGAUCAGUUUAGGACCUGUUGCGAUGGACCUCGACUUUCAAUAAUUGAAUCGCACCAUUCUACCCCACCGAAUUUCCCACUAAAAUCUCUAUAAAAUAUCACUCCCUGAAGACAUUCUCGACGAAUUCUCAAUCGUCCGCCAAACUAUCAUCGGAAAUCGAACUGAGGAUUGGCAUCACCAAAUUCAUGAAUAGCUCCAAAUUCUCCAUCAGAUUGUGAUCAUUCAGCUACACUCAUACCGAUAAAAAUCAUUUGAAAAAAAAUGAGAAUCCCGGGGUGUUCACAGUGUCUCACUGGCAUUGAAGAGGCACGUUCGACAGUGGUGUCGAAUACAUCCUGCGAUCCACUUCUGAUCACAAAGCGUCCGAUAGUGAAGCAGAGCAAUGAGAAUUCCCAUUCCCAUCGGAGAAUAUCAAUCCCAAUGGAAUGCCGUGAUGCCUCGGAUAGACGCGUUUCUCGGCUACCAGUGUUUCUCAGGGCUAUGUUCAAUGCUACCUGGAGAAGAAAACGUGGACGAAAGAAUAGGGAAUGGCUGGAGACCAAAAGAAGAGUGAAGAAACGAGAUGUUUUCCGGAAGAGAGAGUCCUCUUCUGAUGAUAAUGGAUUUGCGGGUAGGAGAAUCGUUGAACUGAGGAACGAGGCUCUGGAGAAUGAGGAGUUUGGCGAAUACUGUGAACAUCUGGAGCCACUCAAGUUCAUUCUGGAACCUCCAGCCUCUUUUGCCAAUGAAGACCACUGGAAUGCAACGGCCAAGCUCAACAGUCUGGAUUUCCGGAGGAUAAACACCAUUGCAAUACCUCAUGAAUCAACAUGGAAUCUCAUGAAAUUCCAGAAUAAGUUUGAUGAAGCUAUGAUGUGUAUUAUCGAACGUGAGCCAAUUCUGAAAAGAGUGAGGAAGUCUUGCCUGACUCGUGACGCUACAGUGUUCAAUAAACGGGAGGGAAAAACCGUGAGAUUCAAGGAUGAUGAUUUAACAGUGAAGAAUGAGAAUACCAGCGUUAUAACUCCACAUGUGGUUUCUCCCCGGCUGAAUGCAGACAGCCGUGAGAUGGUUGCGAUGGAAUCGAUGAAUAAGAGUCACGUUACUACUGUGAGGAUUGGACCGGAGACUGAGGAAGGAGCGAUACAAUUUCACGGAGAAUUGUGUCAAAACUAUGAUGGAAGUCUUUACAAAUUACUCGUUAACCAUUUCCACGUCAAUGUGAAUGAGAACUUGUGGAAUGGGGGAUUGCAAAAUGUCAGAUAUCUGGAUGGUACGUUGAGAUGGUAACAAUGAGGGAAAUGUUCUCUAC
This is a messenger RNA of Diachasmimorpha longicaudata, 3073 nucleotides long. RefSeq lists its product as uncharacterized. Lineage: Eukaryota; Metazoa; Arthropoda; Insecta; Hymenoptera; Braconidae. The record is from RefSeq and is a predicted model, not a curated record. The transcript is spliced from 3 exons. The coding region runs from base 2044 to 3051 and encodes 335 amino acids.